Messenger RNA from Pisolithus orientalis, 2204 nucleotides. RefSeq names its product WD40 repeat-like protein. The transcript is spliced from 17 exons. The record is from RefSeq and is a predicted model, not a curated record. Lineage: Eukaryota; Fungi; Basidiomycota; Agaricomycetes; Boletales; Pisolithaceae. Gene Ontology annotation, biological process: negative regulation of fatty acid biosynthetic process. Gene Ontology annotation, cellular component: Cul4-RING E3 ubiquitin ligase complex; cytoplasm. The coding region runs from base 412 to 2049 and encodes 545 amino acids. Gene Ontology annotation, molecular function: protein binding.
CUAGUUGAUACUUCAUAAAUCAAUAAAUCCUGAAGUACUGCCUUCAGAAUUGUUUGCUGCCUGUUCUAGGUGUAGCUACGGACUGAACUCGAAUGAGUCGUGGCAGGCCUUAGCACAUUCCGGGCUUCUUGGAUCCCAGCUUACGCUGAGAGACACCGUAUCCCAGGCUUCGUCACGUCGCGUUCCGUUACCUGCCUGGACUCUACGUCACCAGCCACGUAGUAUUGAGACCAACCCCGAGUACGCUACGGUUCGCGUGACAGACCUGAGAAACGACCGGUCGCCCAACCACGCUCUAGUCCGAUUUCUAUCUGCAUCAUUGCAUAUUCUGCCCUUUAUACGUAUGCAAUCACGCCCUAUCACGCUCUCAUAUUACACACACCGUACCUCGCACGGCCCUCAUCAACCAAAAUGGACCCCACUCAACCCACCCAUCCGCAUCGCCGCAGGCGAUCGACGACGGGACGCAUAUACUCUGACAGCCUAGCUUCGAAUAUGAUAGAGCGGACGAGAAGAGAGAUGUUCUACCGAGCGUGUGCGCAGGGUUUUCCUUAUUCAAGAAAACUAACGGCGCACGUCUCAUGUGUUAAUUAUCUCAUGUUCUCUCGUAAAGGUGGCAGAUGGUUAGCCAGUGCUGGGGAUGAUUUUCGUAUUCUCCUGUGGGAUUUCAAUCAGGAGGAUGUGAGAUCUCCUUCGGGAUGCUACUCUGGUCCAGCGGGAAAUGUGUUAUCCCUUGAUUUCUCAGCUUCGAAUCAAUAUCUGAUAAGUGGAGGUGCAGAUAAUCUAGUACUAAGGUAUGACGUAUCGAGACUGGUUUCGCCUGGCGUACAAUGGGCCCCAGAGAGGCCGUUGCCUGCGCUGAGCGUGUAUAGGCGACAUGAUGACAGCGUGCGUUCCGUCAGUGCUCACCCCCACCAUGAAGAACUCUUCUUCAGUGCUGGCGAAGAUGGAAGGAUCAUUCUUCAUGAUGCACGUGCCGAUAGGAGGUCGUCGAGCGCACAAGGAAUAUAUCAACAUACUACCGAGUUUACAGGCGUACAAGCACAUCCUGUCAUGGAACAUAUCUUCGCGACGAGCGACUCACAUGGGCAGGUGUGUCUUCGUGACACGAGAAUGGCGUUCGGACCGCUGUCGACUAGGUCCAAUGAGGGUAUUGUGCAGACGUAUGUUACAAAGUUAUCCAAGAGGUCUUUGGGAUAUCUCAGUAACCCUGAAAGCAGUAGUAUCACAUUCGAUUGUGAUGGAGGUCGAUUGGCGGUGACCAUGCUGCACUGGUAUCCGACGAUAUAUGCUCUUUCUGAUCCAUAUCCACUGGCUGUGUGUACUGGGCGCAAUAACCCCGAUGGAAAUCCAGUUCCUGCUGGAGAGCGGACGUAUUCGAAUUCGUGUACAAUGAAGUCAGGUGCAUUUGGAGGCCCCGGAAUUGGCGAAGAUGUUCUUUACGCAAUGGGCUCUGACGAUUUCAGGGGAUACGUUUGGGAGAUACCUGAGACGACGAUAUUAACGAGUCUCCGACAGGAGAUUCCUACAGAGGAAUGGUAUACACGAGAGUGGCACGACGUCGUAGGUUAUUGCGAGGGAUUGUCGGCGACUCGUUAUGUACCUUCGGAAAUAUCGACCCCGUUGUGCCGGCUGAAUGGACAUCGUUCUAUCGUGAACGCGAUUGCGAUCCACCCUUCACAGCUUCACAUCGUCACAUCAGGCAUCGAGCGUCACAUCGUGUUACAUAGCCCUAUGCCUUCGUCGGCUAUCGCGCAGGAUCUCUCUCUGACACCAUUGGAGGUGAGGAAGUUGCCAGAAUACAGCCCUGAAGACGAGAUGCGCUUCUUGGGAGCACUAUUAGGCACACACUCGACCUUACAUGGGGAUGCGGGUCAAUCGGACGAUGAGAGUCAAACAAUCUUAUUAUUUGACCAUAUUCUUGGGGAGGAAGGUGAAGGGGAUAUUUUCGAGUUGAGGCAGUGUAAGGAAAAUGAUGAUGACGAAGAUGAUGAGGAUGAUCAUGUGUUGAUUGAUAUCAUGAGGUCCCCAUCAGCCUCUCCACCUUGAUUUGAGGUUGUCUGUAGUCUGAGUGUGCAGAGUAUGAAGGCCAAAUGUGUAGACAGAAUGUGCAGAGUGUACAGAGUGUGUAGACUGGGUGUAUAGAUUGUGUAGACAGAGUGCAUAGGCCAAAUGUGUGAACUGAGGUGUAGACUUACACAGCC